Columba livia (rock pigeon) is the source of this 6268-nucleotide messenger RNA. RefSeq names its product mitochondrial trans-2-enoyl-CoA reductase (gene MECR). The record is from RefSeq and is a predicted model, not a curated record. Gene Ontology annotation, cellular component: mitochondrion. NCBI's taxonomy places the organism in Eukaryota, Metazoa, Chordata, Aves, Columbiformes, Columbidae. Gene Ontology annotation, biological process: fatty acid metabolic process. Bases 663 to 1715 code for a protein of 350 amino acids. The transcript is spliced from 9 exons. Gene Ontology annotation, molecular function: trans-2-enoyl-CoA reductase (NADPH) activity.
AGUCGGGGGGCGGAGCUGGGGGUGCAGGUACGGGAGGGCUCUGUAGGGGCACAGUGCGGAGGUCUGAGCCCUCGGCGUCGCUGCGCCCCAACUUCGUCCUCGAUUGCAUCACAUUGAUGGGGUCUCCCAACUGUGGGACAAAGCCGGUCUCAUGCUGAUCGGUGUUUGGGGAACAGCGGCUGGCGCAGGAUUUUCCUUCUAAAAUAAACAAAAAACUGAAAAGCUUUGCAAGGAGAAAGUCACAAUUAUCUAGAUUUUAAGCCUUUUUUAAAAAAAAUGGGAGGAGACCUCAAGGGCUUGUUGGACCCCGAGGGGUGCGGGAGGUGCCGAUGCGGGUGCAUCCAGACGCCAAACCCCUGGGGGUUUUGGGGAUGGAUGAUUGCUUUUCAUUUUGACCGUUUAAUUGCACAAUGGUUCUUGUCACCCCCGAGGGCUCCUGAGAUGCCCGUCGCUGGUGCCAGGCCGGUCUCACGCUCUAGGACUUCUGUUUGCUGCAGGUUUCUGAAAAUACCCACGCUAAAGCGGGGCGGGACAAGCUGGAAGAUCCCCGGCCAGUUGAAACAGCGGCUUUUUUAUGCAACCUGCUGAAUUUGUUAAUAUUAGUGAGCGUCACUUUGCUUGGUUUGUUGGCUUUUAGUGGCCUCCAUCAAAAAUCUGUCUUGAUGGGCUUGUCUAAGGUGGAUGUUGGGGUUCGUAGCUGGAGGAGACCAGGCUAUGGCGAUAUAGAUUGGGUAGAGAAUACGAUGCUGUUUAUUUUAAGCCUAAUACGCAUAUGUGACAAGGGCAUCUCUUUCCAGCUUAAACCAAGGUGCAGAAACACCAGCCAAGCCUGUAUCAAUGCAUUUUUCCUUCGUGUCUCCCUUUUCAGACUAAAGGACCUCGAGGUGGCCAAGCUGGGGGACUCUGAUGUCCAUGUCAAGAUGUUGGCAUCCCCCAUCAAUCCCGCUGACAUCAAUGUGAUCCAAGGGACGUACCCCACGCUGCCCCCGCUGCCGGCCGUGGGCGGGAACGAGGGCGUCGGGGAGGUGCUGGAGGUCGGGCGACGUGUGACGGCUCUGAAACCCGGGGACAGGGUCAUCCUGGCCGUUAACAACCUCGGGACGUGGCGGACGCAGGGGGUGUUCCCUGAGGAGGCGCUGCUGCCGGUGCCCAGUGACGUCCCGGUGCUGUGCGCCGCCACGCUGAGCGUCAACCCCUGCACGGCCUUCCGCAUGCUGGCCGACUUCGAGCGCCUGGCGCCCGGGGACUCGGUCAUCCAGAACGCUGCCAACAGCGGCGUGGGCCAGGCUGUGAUCCAGAUCGCCAAAGCCUCUGGCAUCAAGACCAUCAAUGUGGUGCGGGACAGAGCUGAUCUCCCGAAGCUGGUGGAGAGGCUGGUGGCCCUGGGUGCAGACCACGUUAUCACAGAGGAGAUGCUGAGGAAGCCAGAGAUGAAAGAUAUAUUUAAGGACACCCCGAAGCCCCGGCUCGCGCUGAACUGUGUUGGAGGCAAAAGCACCACGGAGAUGCUGCGGCACCUGCAGCCCAAAGGGACCAUGGUCACCUACGGGGGGAUGGCAAAGCAGCCUGUGACGGUGCCUGUGAGAGCGUUCAUCUUCCAGGACGUGCGGCUCCGCGGCUUCUGGAUGAGCCAGUGGAGGAAGGACCAUGCUCAGGCCCGCGCCGCUGCAGGCGGUGAGAGCCCCGUCCUUCCCGCGCAGACCGGGACAGCGUGAGCAGCAUGAUGGACGCCCUGUUCCAGCUCAUCCGCAGGGGCCAGCUCAGCACGCCGGCCUGCACGCCGGUCCCGCUGCAGGACUACAGGGCGGCGCUGGAGAACUCCAUGAAACCCUUCGCGUCCUCCAAGCAGAUCCUGCUGCUCUGACCCGCGCUCCGGGGCUGCUCCGGGGCUGCUCCCCGCGGCCGAGCCGCCGCGCCCCCAGAGCAGAGGUGCUGCGGGGAAACCGGGGAAAACCCUCCAGGUGCACUGAGCUUUCUUGUUUUUAUUUUUAACUUCUGUGUGCCCACCCGAAGCUUUAAGAGCCCUGCAGCUCUGCACGGAUGCGUUGUGUGUAACGGCACCUGGAGGGGGGCUGGCUUUAGCUGGGGCGAGCUGGGGUGCAAGAGAAAUCUCAGGGAAUCCGGGCGGCAGCUCGUGCAGCUCAGGGUGUCUGCGGAGCAGCAGAUCCCUCACGUCUGUGUUUUCGGGGCUGCGCAGCCGCCGUCUGCCUGGCUUAGCAGCUGUGGGCUGUUCUGCCAUUGGCACCGUCCCUCCAGGUGAUUUUUGGUGACUUUGGGCAGCUUGGGGCUGGUCGCUCCCCCCGGCGCUGCUGCAGCUUCUGAGCCACCUCCGUGUCCCCCCUUGAAGUUCAGCCUCCAAGUGGCCGCUCCCCACGUUGAACUGCAGAGAAAAACAACUUUUAAAAUUCAUUUGUUUAGUUUUUCCCUGGGCAGCCCCACGGUGCCGGCGGGUCGAGGGCACAGAGGCUUUUCCAGCCCUCGGCAUCACCUCAUCUCAAAAACAAACUCAAAUAGCAAAAAACAAACGCCAAACCACCAAGUGCCCCCACAGCAGUGACAGCUGAAAGCACCGUCAGCCCCUGGGGGCAGCUGGGGUGGUGGCAUUCCCGGUGGGGACAGGACUGACACGGCAGGUCGCGGGGGGGACAAGGGGAGUUUUUUUGCAUUACCUGGACUUGAGUUUUGCUGCUGUUGCUGCUGCCACCACUGAUUGUGACGAGAAAUCAAUGUCUAAUAUACGUAUAUAUUUUUUAAGAUGCUGCCAAUAAACGUUUCAGUGCCCAGGCUGGCGUGGGCGCCUGUUGCUGGUGGCCGGGAAGAGCCGCGAGCACAUCUUGACCUCCCUGGGAAGUGGAAAACACCACUUUGCAAUUAAACCUCCCAGCCCCGUGGUAGCAGCUGAGUUUGCUUGGGUGCAUUAAAGCCAUUUGAUCCCUGCCGCAGGCAGGGCGGCGUUGCAGGCAGGGCGGCACUGCAGGCAGGGCGGCGUUGCAGGCAGGGCGGCGCUGCAGGCAGGGCGGCGUUGAAGGCAGGGCGGCGUUGAAGGCAGGGCGGCAUUGCAGGCAGGGCGGCAUUGCAGGCAGGGCGGCGUCGCAGGCAGGGCGGCAUUGCAGGCAGGGCGGCAUUGCAGGCAGGGCGGUGUCGCAGGCAGGGCGGCGUUGCAGGCAGGGCGGUGCUGCAGGCAGGGCGGCGCUGCAGGCAGGGUGGCGUUGUGUGUCCCAGAGUUUUCCCACCUGAUGAAUAAAGCGAGGGAAAAAAGCAAGACAAUGACUCUGAGAUCGUUAAGAGCACUAUUAAGCAUGACACAAACCAGAAAAAAUUAAAGCAAAGCUUUAUCCACCUUGUUUAUUUGAUUGGGCAAUAAAGCCUAACAAGCUUUAGGGAACUCUCUUACUUUCACAGAACGUUCCCAAGCGUUGCUCCUACACCAGAGCACGAAGGAAUAAAUAACUGGAUGUAACUCUCCUUGCCAGGUGAGCAGGAUCGUGCUUGGAAAACCAGCGGCUGGUGAUGCACGUAUCAACCGUUUGGUCACGGGGUGGGGGUGGCUGGUGAUGCUGGGAGGCUCCGAGGGUCUCUGCUGGGGGUGGGUGUGGUUGGGGGUGUCCGGGGAUGGGGACACCAUGGUGGGAACCCCUGCGCACCCCAGGCUGUGGGGAUGGGUCCCCCAUCCCUGCCUGCACUUGGGGAACGAGGAGCCCGUCAGUAUCGACAUAUGGGGGGGGGCACCCCACAAAGCCCUGCCAUAUAGGGGACCCUGUAAGUACUGUAGCACAUGGGGCACCCCCACAGCACCUGGCGUGUGGGGAGACCCCACAAGCCCCCUGACCCAUGGGUAGGAGAGCCCCCACCAUCACCGUGUCCAUGGAGAAGGGGGAUCCCCACCAUCUCCCCAACCCAGGGGAAGGGAGACCCCCAAAUCACCUGCUAUAUGGGGAGAGGGGACCCCAUGAGCUCCCUGACCCAUAGGGGAGGCAGACCCCACUCAUACCCUGGCACGUGGGGCAAGUGGGGCCCUCCACAAGUGCCCUGCAUAUGGGGAAGGGGGGACGAUGCGUUCUCUCCAUACGAGGGGGGACCCCCACGGCCCAUGGGGCCCACCAGCGCGCUGUCACCGCGCGGCUUCCCCACGGCGCCGUCGCCCCUUUAAAGAGACGCAAUUACACGGAGGGGGGCGUGGCCUUCCAUGACGUAUCCGCACUUAUCGCUGCCUCCCGCCCCGCGCGGCGCCGUGACGUGUCUGCGGCCCCGCCCCGCCCGCGCAGCCCCGCCCCCGCGGGUCCCGGUCCCGGUCCCGGUCCCGGGUCCCCGUCCCGCCCGCCGGGCGCGAUGCCGCGGGUCUACAUCGGCCGCCUCAGCUACCAGGCGCGGGAGCGGGACGUGGAGCGGUUCUUCAAGGGCUACGGCAAGAUCCUGGAGGUGGAUCUCAAGAACGGGUGAGCGCGGCCCGGCCCGGCCCCUCCUGCCGCCCGCCGGAGGAGCGCGGCCCGGCCCGAACCCGGGGCGGCGGGAGGGGCGGGCAGGCCGGCUGGGCCGGCUGGGCGUCCCGCGGGGGCGGGCGGGUCCUCCCCGGCACCUGAGUCGCUUUUGGGGACAGGGAGGGGGCGCCUGGGGCUGUGGGGAGGUGGGGGGCAGAGGACGCCUGGGUUCCCAUGGCAACGGGGGCAGGCCCCUGGGCCGCUGUGCCGGGGGGGGCAGGACACCUGUGUUCCCAUGGCAACGGCGGGGUCCCUGCUUCAGUUAUCGGGUGCUGGGGGGUCAGGUGGCCGGGUGUGUGCCCCCCGUGGGGAGCGGGUGUCCCCUGGGGGGUUCCCUUGUGUCCCCAGGCCCCCCCGAGGGUGAGCCAGGGCAACAGCCCCAAAACCCGAUUGGGGGGCAGACCCCCUAUUUCCAGGCAGGUCUGUCCUCGCAGCCCCGGGGGGGGCGCAGGGCCGGCAGCUGAGGGGUGCCUGCCCCCCGCCCCACGUGUGUUCCGGCAGCUGGGGGUCUGGAUCCUGCCCAGCGCGGUCAAGCGUGGAUGUUCCAAGAGAAAACAAACUGCUUUGUUGUGGUGUCUUCUCCCCAGCACUUGAAGCCUCACGCGCGUUGGCAUCUUUACUUUUUACAAGAAACCCAACCUGAAGUCUGGGUACAAAGGCCAAGCGGAAGAUGGAUUUUAUUAUUGUUAGCCGGGAGAACUAAUUGUUAAUUUCACGUCAGAAGUGAAUUCACUUUCCCCAGGGUUUACUUUUAGCAGCGCGUAGCAGACGAUGGAGCGUUACCGCGUGGCGUUUGGCUGGCGCGCUCCCCCGGCCGUGCGGGACCCCGUGCGGGACCCCGUGCGGGACCCCGGGCGCUCGGCCGGCGCGCGCAGCCCGUGGCUGUUCCUGCGGUGGAGCUGAAAAGCGUGGACGAGAGCAUGGAACUGCAGCAGAGUCCUGGAAGGGUCUCGUUUGCUGCUAAUUGUAGUUUCAGCUUGCGGUUCGAAGGCUUGAAGUGAUGUUUACCUGAGAUGGGAAAAUAAACAUCAUCGAAUUCAGAUAUUCCUCCAUUUUUCUAGCUUCGAAGGUCUGUGCGUUAUUGUCCUUAAAGGGCUGGCGCGUGCCAGGCACUUCACCUGGCAAGUAAUCGCUUUUAGGGCGAGAUCUCGCUGAAAUGUUUGCGCUCGCUCUAUUUUUGGUGUCGAAGGGAAGAAAGUUCCUAUUUGAACAGUUUUAUAUCGACUAUGAUUGUUUCAGUUGUUAUAAAUCAAUCACGCUUGUUCCUUCCCUGAAACAACAGCACUCACCUGAGAAACAGCAACUUUAUUUGCGGCGUUUGGAGUCGCUGUGGAAUGUUUCGUUAGUUCAGGUACCGCUACGGGCGGAGCUGGAGCCGCCAGGAAGCGCAGAGCGGAGCCAAAGGCCGGCAGCUUCCCGCCGGCGGCCCACGCUCGCCUCCCUUCCUCCGCAGGUACGGCUUCGUGGAGUUCGACGACGUGCGCGACGCGGACGACGCCGUGUACGAGCUGAACGGGAAGGACCUGUGCGGGGAGCGAGUGAUCGUGGAGCACGCCCGGGGCCCCCGCCGCGACAGCUCGUACGGUUCCGGACGCAGUAAGCACUCACGCAUUUGUGUCCCGACUUAGCUUAAAUAAAAGUAAUUUUAAAUAAAGUAACUUUAAAAGAAAGUGCUAUGAAGUUGUGAAUAGUGUUCUGUAACUGUAAAUGUAACUGUUGAUCUGAAUAUUUCUUAACGUUGUUGUAUUAAACUAUUUUAAUUGAUAAAUUAAUAAACGCGAUUUCUUGUA